Messenger RNA from Actinia tenebrosa (Australian red waratah sea anemone), 4525 nucleotides. Its product is annotated as neurexin-3b. The record is from RefSeq and is a predicted model, not a curated record. NCBI's taxonomy places the organism in Eukaryota, Metazoa, Cnidaria, Anthozoa, Actiniaria, Actiniidae.
UAAGGAUAUAUUUUCAUAAAUUUGUUUUUCUUUUCUUUUUUUCUUUUAUUAGAUUUGUGUAGGUGAAAAUUCAGUUUGCAAAAACAAAACAAAAAACAAAACAAAAAUCGUAGUUUUACUACGAUUGAUAAAUAUCUUAUUAUUCAACAUACUCAAUGAAAUUUAACUGGAUUUGUCAAUAAUGUGCCAAAAAUCCAUCAUUGGUAAGCGUUUCAAUUUGGAAAGACGCAAAAUUUUAUCGCCGGCUUUUCGUUCCCUUGCUGAAUUUCUCGUUCAUCGUCGUUCCUAAUCGACCCCGAGAUGCGCUUUCUUUAGUGUUUACUAUACAUAUCAUAAAACUACAUUAAUACUCAUGAACUAAUCUACAAUAUUCACAAGACUUCAAAACAAUAAACCAAGAAAAAUCCUACAGAUCAUAGAGAUAAUUUGUAUCAUUUUACGAAGAAAAAACCUUCAAUUUUUACUCUGCAGUGAAAACAAAUUAGAAAAUCACCGAAUGCUUUCAGCAGCAUUGAGUAAGAUGGUAGCCCUACAGUUUUGUUUUCAUAAUUUUUGAAAAGUAAAUAUCAUAGUUAAUGGAUAAAAGCUUGCUCAAUGUGUUGAAUUUACGCUGUAUUUACGUUAACACGUUGUAAAAUAAUCGGAGUUAUCUUUUUAAAUAAAAUAUCAGUGACUUCAAAUGAGCUCACAAACCGACAAGAAAAAGUGAUUUUGCUCGCAUUGCUCCCCAAGAUUUCUGUGCGAAGGUUCAAUUAAUCUCUUCCAUAACUGUUGGGGAAAUCAAUUAAAAGAUGGAAAUUAUUACGUUCAAAUUACUUAAGAAUCACUUGAUGACAAUAUUUUAAUUGUAGCUAGGUGUGUGAUUCAAUUCAGUAUUAAAACCCGGGCUAUCACGAAAUGGUUUUAUCGAUAUUCUAACGGAUAUUAAAAGCGACUCAGUGAUCAUUCAGCACCACGAUACUCAAGCAUGUCUGCUAAAUUGCAUGAAAAGCUGCUUGCGCAUUUGUUCAUUUUUUAUGGAAUAAAACAUAUUUGCUUCGUUUGUACUUUGGAAAAUAAUGGAUGUAAAAAAAAAUCUCCUUAGUGGCACACAGUAAUUGGGAAUGAAAAAAAAACUGCCCGGAGCUUUUCAAUGUUCUAUAAAUUUCUUUUGCAUGGGAGAAGAAGGACAUUAAAACUAACAGAUCAAUUAUUGUAACAGUAAAAAAGCCGUUUGCUGUGGGCUGAAAAAUUGGACGAAUAAGUGCAUAGACAGGUGAUUUUACUUGGCUGUAGCAUAGGAAUCGAUGCUAGCUAUAGUCCAUGAUUUUGGAACUGAGGUCGUAUGAUUGUGAGAUAUCAUCGAAGUUAGCGGUUCAAACAGGACAUGAAGACCAAUGGGACGACCAAAUGGAAGAUAAGAGCGCUGCAUCCAUUAUCUGAUGUAUUCCCGCCUCUGAGACCUGCAUUAUAAGUCACUGAUUUACUCUUAGCUCCCAUUAAGGAAGAUCCACUCCAUUGAGUAGAACGGCUUAAACAAUUAACUACUGUUGCUGAUGAGGAUUUCAAAUCACACUGCGUGAAUAUAAUACGCUAAGCACGGGUUUUGAAUCAUGUUUUUGUCUAUAUUCUGUGUCGUUCAUCUUUGUUUUCUCGCCCUGACUAAUGCUGCUGGCGCCGGCCUUCGGUUUAGCCUCAGUCGUAAUUUCCCGUACGCCGAGUACGAGAACUGGGACUUCACUAGCAAUGGAAUAAUGUCUUUUCGUUUUCAAACGCACAGUCGAACAGCUCUUCUACUUUACCACGACGACAAAAGAAACGACCGCGGUCAAGACUACAUGGACGUUUUUAUUUUCAAAGGAGACAUUAGACUCAGAUUUAACUUGGGAUUUUGUCAGGAAACGUCGGAACUAACCGUCCUUGGAGAUUUCGCUGAUUACAAGUGGCAUUAUGUCGUCAUAACACUAUAUUUCAAAUAUAUUUCAAUUUCUGUUGACAAAACUUCUGUAUCAAAAAUUGUUAAGUGUAAAACUCCAGAGCACGUUGGUAAGUUUGCUAAAAUGCGGAAGAGAAGAUGGGCUUCGGUUUAUUUAGGAGGCAUUCCUCUAAACAGGAAAUGGGCGUACGAAGACUGGUCUAGUGCACGUAUCAUAAAAGAUGCUUCUACAUCAAGAUUCGAAGGCUGUAUUGGUGACUUGAUGUAUCAGAAAGACAAUCAGAAAGCGUUCAAGGCUAAGCUAAAGAGAAAAGAGGCUGUGGUUCCGGAUUGUUUCAACGCGUGCAAAAAUAAUCUGAAGUCAUUUGCACCCAAGUGCCAGAAUGGUGGGACAUGCAUCGAUCACAUUGACAACUUUGACUGUGAUUGUAAAGGGACUGGGUACGAAGGGGACUAUUGUGCAAACGAGUCGACCAUGGUCUACAUGAAUGGUUCAGGGUACAUAGCCUAUCGAAUGUUGACUCCAAAAAUCGACUGGUCGAUGAAAAGUAAUCAAUUUUCCUUCAGAUUUGUCCCCCUUGAUCCUAACGGCAUCAUCCUGUACCUGGGGAAUCCCACAGACCAUCUGGCGGUCGAGAUGUUUGAGGGUACCAUCCAGGUGAACAUCAAUCUUGGGGGAGGAUUGCUUGUCAUGCGCAGUAAAGUUACCCUCAACGUAAGUGAAUACCAUUAUGUGGAGAUCACUCGACGUGAGAGACGAAUGACAAUCGAUAUCAAUAAGGGCUGGUACAUCAUGGAGGAACUCACACCUGGUGAUCUCUUCUCCCUGGAUCUCAAAGGCAAUGAACGAGUUGCUUACUUUGGUGGGGGACCAGACGGCAAGGCUAUAGAUCUCUCAACCAGCAAAAGGAAUUUCAGUGGAUUUCUCCAGGAACUGACUUUCGAGACAAUGAAAGUGUUGGACAAAGUCAUGAAUUAUCCACAGGAUAAAAGGUUCAGCAAGAUCGGAGAGGUUUUGGAAGGAAGUCAAAGAACUGAAUUACUUCCGAUUUCUGAUAAAAUCCAAGGGUCUGGCUGUGGUGAUCUGGAUGAUGAUGAAGACAUGGACAGAUGUACUCAGCCCACGCCAAGAUGCUUUUCUCCAGACUGCAUCUAUGGACGUGUAACGACUGAUACCCCACCUCCACCAACAACCAAGCCAACCACCAUGACACUCCCAGUAAGACUGACCUAUGGUACCCCCUCUGGGGGAGUAGUGCUGGCGCGACUCGAGUCCCCCCCUGAUCACAGUGUAUCGCCAUGGACCAUCAUCAUCAUAGUUGCUGCAGCAGUUAUUGCUGUCAUCAUCACUAUAUUUCUACUUUACCGCUGGAAUAUCAGGUAUACUGGAUCUUUCAAACCCCAUAAAAGCGAACCAAUAGGAGAAGGAGCACAACCGAUAGGAAGAGGAUACGAACAGCCUGCCUUCUAUGUGUCCUCAAAUAAACCAACCAAAGGGGUAACUAUGGCUUGAGACAAACGAGUUAUCACUUGUGAAUGUGAUGGAUUUUGGUGACAAUGUUGUGGACGAUCCAAACAGCAAGUAUACUCGAGUUUUGAAUUCACUGUUGCUCAGGUUUAGCCUUGAUUUUGUGCAGGAUAUUCACGUGUUCGAGUCAAGGUUCUUGGUAUUUCAAAGUCGGUUUGUACAGUUGAAGCCUUGCAUUGUUUACUUUACCGUUGGUAUUUGUGUAAUAAAGGACUGAACACAGCGGUACAGCUGAUGAGUUAUGGAAUAUUAAAUUACGUAUACCAUCAUCAAGACUACAAGAUAAUUAUAGAAUACCAAAUGAUAAGCCAAAUAACUUAAAUCAAGACACUGUUGAAAUGGCAUAUAACUGGUAUAAAAUUCAAAUAUAUAUUAGAAAAAUAUUUAAAUAUCUCAGUGAAAUUCUGAAAGGACACGGGGAGCCAAUCCAUGAUAUAUACACUUUUGCUGUAAUUCCACUUUAAAUAAGGUUAAUUUUUUCCCACUCAUGAAUAUCAAAUUCUAGAUUAUAUACAAUUUAUAUAAGUAAUCAUAAGCUCCUUGUAUUGCAUGAAGCUGUGUGAGUCAGUACACACRCAAACGAUUAGAAAACAGGUGCGUAUCCAGGAUUUGUAAUUAGGGGGUCCUUACAUACCAAAUUGUCACUAUGACGUCAAUAUGACGUCAUAGCAAUCUAUUGUUUUGACGAAAAAGAAUUAUGGUCGAUAGAGGGGAAACGAAACGAAAAGACGGCUCCGAGAAGCGAGAAAACCGAUUUUCUUAACUGCUUAAGUUAAGUCUAAACAAAUCUUCACACACUGCAUCAACGGCCGGUUAGAUUUUUUUGGCUUUGAAAGAAGGGGUCACGGGCGCCCUGUGACCCCCCCCCCCUUGGAUACGCCCCUGGAAAAAAUGCGGCAAGAUUGAAAUCCGAUAUUUUUCAUGGCCUCUGUGACCAGUCUCUUAAAAAUAGCAUUUAUAUAAAGGUCUUAUAAAAUGUAAAUAUUUCUAACAAGAAUAAAUGGAAUGAUGUUAAACUUCAUAAACUUAAUUUCUAUAGUGUAUGCGGCUAAAUAUUUGAAGUAAAACAAUGAACUAAAGUG